AUGUAUUACCUACGCCGCAUCACUAUCCUCUUCGCCCUGCUAGCCUCUGUCUCGUUCCUAGCAUGGUUCCUGCCUCGAUACCUCAAUCCGAACCCGCCAGACCCCGUCAAGCAGCGCGAGGACAGGAGAUGGGUUAACAGCAGCCCCUACUGGCUCGACCGCCAGGCCUGCCGAUGGCUGAGUCUUUGCGGUGUUCACCAUCUCUCGUGGGAUCCUGCCUCUCUCUUCCCCUACAAGAACGACUCCGACGCCGGCGACUUGCGCCUAGAGCUGAGGUCCCUCGAUGGACGGCACUCCGGCUGGGAGACAGCACCCCAAAAGCGGUCGCCGCGGGACGACAAGGAGGAGAGGAGGAAGGUUUUGAAGGAGAUCCCCGGCUAUGUUCUCGAGUAUGCGCCGCUCGUCCACCUCUACUCCGGCGAGAACUUCUGGCCCUCCGACAUCGCCGAACACAUUCGACACAUGACGCCCUACCUGGAACAAGAAGCUUUGAACCGCUCUCUCGUUCUGUCGGAAUUGCAUACACUCAACAAGGAGGACGGCAUGGUCUACCUCACAAGCGACGAUGACGUCGAGCAGAGACCCGAGUGGCUGCACAGCCACGUCGGUAUUCCCGAACCCUGGAACGAUGAGGGGGACGACGACGGAAGUGAUGAUCACGAUAACAAUGAUCGCCCGACUGAGGAUUCUGAUCGUCCGCAACCUCCCACAGAAGACACAACAUGGUUUGACGUAUCUCGCGAUCACCCUGUUCACCGCAUCUCGGACCCUCGUCGCCUAGCUCCACAGUUUGCACCCGCCUCCGCUCGUACAGGCGGCUUCCACCUCCGUCGCCGGGACCAGGACCAGAAGCCGAUUCCCGACACACCAACUCACAAGCCCAAUCAGGAAGGCUAUUCCAAGGCCCCCGCCGUUCUCGUCAUCGUUGACAAGGGUUCCGGCAUCGUCGACGCAUUCUGGUUCUUCUUUUACUCGUAUAACCUCGGUCAGACCGUCCUGACAAUUCGGUUUGGCAACCACGUCGGCGACUGGGAGCACUGCAUGAUGCGCUUCGAGAACGGUGUGCCCCGUGGUAUUUUCUUCUCCGAACACGAAGGCGGUCAGGCUUACACAUAUAACGCCGUUGAGAAGCGGGGUGUUCGCCCAGUCAUCUAUUCCGCCGUCGGAUCUCACGCCAUGUACGCGCAGGCCGGCGACCACCCCUACGUGCUACCCUUUGGCAUGCUGAAGGACGUCACCGACAAGGGCCCUCUCUGGGACCCCGCAAAGAACGCCUACACCUACUGGUAUGAUUACGUCCAGGAUUUGGACGAGGACCUUGAUCUCGACCUUGAUGACGAAGUCGACGUGGCUAGCGGCCAUCGGAAGGACAACCCCACCAGUCUAGUCCCGACGGCUGAGAACCCCGACGCGCCAACUUCAUGGUUUCACUACGCCGGCCCUUGGGGCGACAGGCUCUAUAGUCUUGCCGACAUGCGCCAAUGGCGUCUUUUCGCCCAGUAUCAUUACGUCUCCGGGCCGUUGGGACCCAAGUUCAAGCGUCUUGAUCGCGAGAAGCUGUGCAUCACCAGCCGCUGCCGCAUUCUCAACAGUCUGAAGCCGGGGCAGACUUGGUACAGUUAG
This is a messenger RNA of Colletotrichum spaethianum, 1623 nucleotides long. Its product is annotated as putative vacuolar protein sorting-associated protein TDA6. NCBI's taxonomy places the organism in Eukaryota, Fungi, Ascomycota, Sordariomycetes, Glomerellales, Glomerellaceae. Bases 1 to 1623 code for a protein of 540 amino acids. The record is from RefSeq and is a predicted model, not a curated record. The transcript has a single exon.